CUUGACUUCAGUAUCCAUCACUUUGCGUGUGCGAAAAAGACGUUUGUCACUGGAGUGAACAGCUGCGGAGAGACUGUCUCAUUAACAAAUCAAGGUCUGUUUGGACAUGGCACUUGACGGGGUCUUGGAUGCCAUCUUGGCGGUUGCAACACUCACCUUAAGAGCCACUGCCAUCUUGUUCACACGAUUCCACCCUCUCGGCAAGCGAUAUUUGAAUCGUAUCUAUGGAAGUUUAGCACUGUAUAUCGGGGGAAUCCUGCUCCGGUUGCUUCUGCCCACAGGACCAGCCAGAUCUCCGAAGAGACGCCAUCCAGUGCUCAUAUUACUCCUUGGAUGUGUCGAUCGAACGUCACCCCUUGCAAGCUUCAGCACAGUUGUUUUGAACUUGUUAUCGUUGGGCGCGGUGUGGGAUUUUCUGUACAGGGGACACUUCGCACACCAGAGCAACGAGCUCUUCUUCUCUCGGCUUGGCUACGUUGACGAAACAACGGCGAGAGUAGUCGUGCGUUCCCCCAUUUCCCCCAUCACAUAUGUCGAGAUCACUUGGAGUCCAUCGUUGCGUUCUGGCGACGAACCGCCAAGGUCGACGACAAUAUCUGUGGCCGAAUCGAACGAUUACGUCGGGACAUUUUCUCUCGAUGGCCUCGAGCCAGACACGGAAUACACCUACGGCACCAACGCGAGCCAUUCGGGUGUCUUCAGAACCGCCGCAGCAUCACCGAAACGCUGGAGUCUCAUCUCGACAAGCUGCAUCAAGCCCUUCUACCCGUACAGUCCGGCAGACCACGCUCUGCGCAUUCGAGGCCUGGAGCACCUGGACCACUACCUGGCGACAGACCCGGCCGACAUGAUGCUCUUCCUCGGCGACUUCAUCUACAUCGACCUGCCAGUCGCGCUUGGCUGGACGACGGAGCACUACACGACCGCAUACCGCCAAGUCUACGCCUCGCCCAGCUGGUCGCCUGCGCUGCGUUCGCUGCCGUGGCUGCACGUAUACGACGACCACGAGAUCAUCAACGACUGGGCGGCGAACGAGACGGGCCUGUACCAGUCCGCGAUGCGGCCGUUCUGGGCAUACCACGGACACGCCAACCCCGCUUCGCAGUUCGGCCUGGGCGAGACGUACUACACGUUCCGCCGCGGGGACGUGUCGUUCUUCGUGCUCGACACGCGUCGCUACCGGUCCGCCGAGGCCUUGGAAGACGGUCCCGGAAAGACGAUGCUCGGCCCCGCGCAGCUGUCCGACCUGCAGCGCUGGCUGAGGACUGAAAAAGCGUGGAAGGUGGUCGUCAGUAGCGUGCCAUUCACCCGAAACUGGAGGGGCGCGGAUGCGGCUGAUAGCUGGGCCGGGUACCUUUGGGAGCGAGACAUGGUCUUGGACGAGAUGAGACAGACAGACGGCGUCAUCAUCUUGAGCGGGGUAAGUGGUGUUCUGUCCCGCUUAAAUGGAUUCCAGGGUGUGAUAUCAGCAACUAAUCCAGAGGUCGGUUUCGUACAGGACCGCCAUGAACAUGCGACGACGGUGUUCCCGCCUAACGAAAAGGGCGGCAAGGCGGUCAUUGAGUUCUCGACGUCGCCACUGAACCAGUUCUACGAGCCGUUUGAUCGGUUCCACCGGCAGAUCGAGGAUACGGACGUCUCGGUCUACUCCCAUCCGUGGGGUAACUCGAAGUUCGGCAAGGUCAGCUUCGACACGUCGGAGCCCAAUCGUCUCAAGGUCAAGUAUGACCUCGUCGUCGAUGGGGGAAAGGUAUGGGAUUAUGUGUGGGAGUAUACGAGGAGCCCUGUUGGCUUUUAGCCAGGAGUCGGAACGUCAAGGUAUGCAUGGCACGCUCGCAAGGAGGAAUGGUCAACACUGGCGCAUCAUCAAUGGAAAUCUCGAAACGUUCAACUCUGAGCAUUCAUGUUCCCCUCUCGAUGGACUGCUUGGUUCGUGCAUUCCCCAUGAUCUGCAUUGCCCUCUCAAGCAUCUUCGACAUGCGGUACGUUCGCGGUCAAUGUUUUCCAAGCCGAUUGAAUAUAAAGUUCCCUCUUCCUUCCCAAACGCCCAGUGAGCAUCUCAGCUUCCGCCCAAACGCCCAAUCGCUAUUCCCUGAAAUGCAUGUUUGAAAGCAUGCCGUAAUU
Colletotrichum destructivum is the source of this 2124-nucleotide messenger RNA. RefSeq names its product Putative phoD-like phosphatase, metallophosphatase domain, metallo-dependent phosphatase. The record is from RefSeq and is a predicted model, not a curated record. Bases 107 to 1798 code for a protein of 563 amino acids. Lineage: Eukaryota; Fungi; Ascomycota; Sordariomycetes; Glomerellales; Glomerellaceae. The transcript has 2 exons.